Molecule: messenger RNA, 2448 nt
Organism: Oncorhynchus keta (chum salmon)
Lineage: Eukaryota; Metazoa; Chordata; Actinopteri; Salmoniformes; Salmonidae
Gene: yars1
Product: tyrosyl-tRNA synthetase 1
Exons: 15
Coding region: 180-1829 (549 amino acids)
Biological process (GO): tyrosyl-tRNA aminoacylation
Molecular function (GO): tyrosine-tRNA ligase activity; tRNA binding; ATP binding
Source: RefSeq, a predicted model, not a curated record
CGAUGGAAAAGCGCCGACGCGUCGAUCUAUGUCUCGGAAAUCGAUUGCUCUCCUCUGCUGUCUGGCGGAGUCGAUCCCAGAUAUCCACUCGUCGCUGAUGCAACACAUUGACAGGUUCCACUCGGUUUAUACAUCGACCUCAAAAGUGUUAAGACAUCAACUCUAAGGAGCGAGGCACCAUGGGAGAACAGCUGAGCCCAGAUGAGAAGCUUCACCUCAUCACUAGGAACCUUCAGGAGGUGCUUGGAGAAGAGAAGAUAAAGCAGGUCCUGUCAGAGAGGGAACUGAAGGUGUACUGGGGAACUGCCACCACAGGAAAACCCCAUGUUGCCUACUUCGUCCCCAUGUCCAAGAUUGCGGACUUCCUCAAGGCAGGGUGUGAGGUGACCAUCCUGUUUGCAGACCUGCACGCGUUCCUGGACAACAUGAAGGCUCCCUGGGAGCUGCUGGAGCUUAGGGUCCAGUACUACGAGCAGGUGAUCAAGGCCAUGCUGGAGAGUAUCGGGGUGCCGCUGGACAAACUCAAGUUCAUCAAAGGGACAGACUUCCAACUCAGCAGAGAGUACACUCUGGACGUGUAUCGUCUGUCGUCCAUGGUAACGGAACACGACGCUAAGAAGGCUGGAGCCGAGGUGGUUAAACAGGUGGACCACCCUCUACUCAGUGGUCUGCUCUACCCUGGACUACAGGCUCUGGAUGAGGAGUAUCUGAAAGUUGACGCCCAGUUUGGAGGAGUCGAUCAGAGGAAGAUCUUCACCCUGGCUGAGAAGUACCUGCCCUCUCUGGGCUAUGCUAAGCGGUCCCAUCUGAUGAACCCCAUGGUACCAGGACUGACUGGAGCUAAGAUGAGUUCUUCAGAGGAGGAGUCUAAGAUUGACCUCCUGGACAGGAAGGAAGAUGUGAAGAAGAAGCUGAAGAAGGCUUUCUGUGAGCCGGGCAACAUUGAGAACAACGGAGUCCUCUCAUUUGUCAAACAUGUCCUCUUCCCACUCGUAGGAGAGUUCUCCAUCAAAAGAGACCCCAAGUUCGGAGGAGACAAAACCUACACAGACUUUGAGGAAGUGGAGAAAGAAUUUGGCGAAGAGCUGAUCCAUCCUGGUGACCUGAAGGCGGGCGUGGAGGUGGCCCUUAACAAGCUGCUCGACCCAAUCAGGAAGAAGUUUGAGUCUCCAGAGCUCCGUAAACUCUCCAACACGGCCUAUCCAGACCCGGCAAAGAGCAAGGGAGCAGGGAAGGGGAACCCUAAAGUAGCAGAAGAGGAUGAGCUGGUUCCCUCCAGACUGGACAUCAGGGUGGGCAAGGUCAUCAGUGUGGAAAAGCAUCCGGAUGCUGAUUCGCUGUACCUGGAGAAGAUAGACGUCGGAGAGGCGGAGCCAAGGACGGUGGUGAGCGGCCUGGUGGCCUACGUUUCCCAGGAGGACUUGCAGGACAGGCUGGUGGUGUUGCUAUGCAACCUGAAGCCCCAGAAGAUGAGGGGGGUGGAGUCCCAAGCCAUGCUGCUCUGUGCCUCCAUUGAGGGGGAUCCCAGAAGAGUGGAGCCUCUUGACCCCCCUGAGGGGUCUCAGGUGGACCUGAAGGUGUCGUUGAGGUGCCAGUAUACUGAGGGUUUCUGUCUCUCUCUCUCUCCAGGUGGACCUGAAGGUGUCUCUCUCUCUCCAGGUGGACCUGAAGGUGCCAGUAUACUGAGGGUUUCUGUCUCUCUCUCUCUCUCUCUCCAGGUGGACCUGAAGGUGUCAGGACAGUGUGUAGCCCAGUGGCAGGACAAACACCUGAUGACCAAACUGGGACACAUCACCUGUAAAACACUGAAAGGAGGCAACAUCAGCUAAGAGACACACUGUCAAUCAACACACGUCACCACGGCAACGUCACUCACACUGUCAAUCCCUUGAUGCGCUCUCUACUUGCCCAGCUUACCUUCCCCAGAGAACCUCAACACACGUCACCACGGCAACGGCACUCUCUCUUCCUGCCCCGGAGAACUAAUCAUUCAUAUUAAUAAUAAUACCGUGAUCAAUCUAACGAGGCGAUCCGGGUUUAAAUAAAACUUAGUAGUCUUAUUUACUAUCGAUAUCUCUGCUGUGUUUUCCCCUCCUGAUGGUUAAGUAAUCGUAUGGCUCUGUAAUCCUUGAAGUUAAUGUCGAUGUCUGGUGCCCUCUGGUUUUAAAAACAUUGUUUCAUGUGGUCUGGGGAAAAUAUGGAACGACUUCAGCAAGCCAUCAGCAGUCUCUACUGUCCACUACCAUGUCUUAGAUCAUCCACCUCGGACCUUAUCCUUUAGUGCAGAGAUCUAUUGCGUUGGUAAGAGAAUGCUAGUGGGAUGUGAUAACGGGUGAAUCGGGCAGGUUAUACCGGUCCUUUCCUGUGGAAACGCUGCCAUUACUCUUAUGUCAUCAUCAUAAUCAUCAUCAUCAUCAUCUGGAAAAUGAAAUAAACCGGUUGAAUUCA